UACAAUCUGUGAUUGAGCUCAACUCUAUAUUCCAAUAUGGUAUCAGUUUGAUCUAAUCUACGCUUCCGCCAUGGCCACCGAGGUCGACGCCGCCGCGGCCGCCGCCGCCACUGCCGCCGCCGCAGCCUCCUCUCCGGCUACCUCAUCUCCUCUCACUCCUCCCGCUACCUCUUCCCAGCCAAACCCCACCAUCUCUCCCGACACCCCAUCUCUGCUUGUCACUCCCGCUCCUCUUCCUCUCCAGACGGCGCCGCCACCCCACUUCUACCCAACGCCCGCGUAUGUGCACGCCAUGCGUGUCGAGGGCGCUCACAUCAAUCUCCCCGUCCGCCUCGCCAUGAACGGCGCCAACUACAAUGUCUGGCAGGGGAUGAUGCUGGACGCCAUCGAUUAGUACGACGUCGCCUCUUGGAUCGCGCCGGACUUCGCCGACCACGCCAGCGACGCAUGCUGGAACAUCGUCAACAAGGCAGUGAAGCGAUGGUUCCUCGGCGCGAUGGUGACGGAGCUUGCGGCCUUCAUGCUCGACCGGGAGGCCACCGCCGCCCAGACCUGGGCCUCCGUCGAGGCUCUCUUCGUCAACAACCGUCGGGCGCGGUGAUUCCAGCUCCAGACGGAGCUCUCCGAGACUCGUCAAGGGGACUCCUCAAUCUCCGUCUUCUGCGCCCGCCUCAAGUCCAUCUCCGACGCGCUGCGCGAUGCCGGCAAGCCACUGGACGAUGACGAGUUGGUCAUCCAACUUCUGCGUGGCGUCAAGAAGGAUCGUCAUCAGACUACCGCCAAGAUUAUAGAGAAGUCCCCAACUCCCAUCCCCUUUGACGUCACCGUCGGCAUGCUUCUGCACGACGAGAUCGGCAACAACUUCGCCGGCUCCACCCAUCACAGCGCCCUCGCCGUCCAGCAGCGGGGUCCGUCGCCCGCGCCCUCGGGUGUGGCCUCUGGCGGCCAGGCUCGGCCGCCCGCCCCUGGUCUUGGCGGCGGCAAAACGUCUUCUCCCUCACCCAACCAGGGGCACAACAAACGCCGCCGCUACACCACCAACGGCAGGUAUCAAGGCACCGCCGCUUCACCACCGCCAUGGACGGGGUAGGUCUAUGCCUACCCCAUGGCCCUGCCUCCUCCACCACGCUCGGCGCCUGGCAUCCUCGGCGCACGGCCGCCACAGGCCCAUGCCGCCUUCAGCGGACCCCUGCAGCAGCAGCAGUACUCCUUCUACCCGACCUUUCCGAUGCCAUUGCACCAGCCGCCGGCCUUCCACCACCAGCCGUACUUGCCGGCGCCUCCCCAGCAGCAACAGUACAACCCUCCACCGGCCAGCUCUGAUGCUCAUGGAGUUGAUCACGCGGCGCUGAUGGGCGCCCUGCACAACCUCUCGCUGCAGUCGCCUAGCGGUGGCUGGGUUGCGGACUCCGGCGCCUCCACUCACCUCGUGACCGAUCCCGGACUUUGCAACCAAGGCGGCAAUUCUUCGGUGCAACAGUGAAGGCGAGUUGUACGACGUCUUCCCUCCAGCUGCACCCGCGGCCCUCGCCGUCACCGUCUCACACCUCACCGACCUCUGGCACCGGCGUUUGGGUCACCCUGGCGAUGCUACUUUUCGUUCCAAUAAAUCCUUAGAACAUUGUAAUAAACCUGUAGUGGAUGGGCGUUUAUGUCAUGCUUGUCAAACCGGAAAACAUGUUCGUCUACCAUUUACUUCCUCGACUAGUCACACUACUGCUGCUUUUGAUCUCUUGCAUUGUGAUCUUUGGACAGCACCUUUGUCUAGUGUUUCCGAAGCCAAGUACUAUCUCUUGAUAAUUGAUGAUUUUUCAUGCUAUCGAUGGACUUUCCCUCUCAAACAAAAAUCUGAUGUACCUUCCAUUUUUCGUCACUUUCAUGCCUACGUUCGCACGCAUUUUGGUCGAACCAUUCGGACCCUCCAGUGCGACCAUGGACGUGAGUUUGAUAGUGCUCAAAACAGGGAUUUCCUCCUUCCCUUCGGUACGGUGAUGCGUUUCUCUUGUCCAUACACUUCUUCUCAGAAUGGAAAAGCUGAGCGUGCCAUUCGUUCGACUAACGACGUCGUGCGCACACUGUUGCUCCAAGCAUCCAUGCCGCCACGCUAUUGGGCCGACGCUCUUGCUACUACCACCUUGCUCCUCAACCUCCGUCCCACUAAAACCCUCUCCCUCGCCACACCACACGAAACUCUCCACCAGGCCCCCCCACUUACUCUCACCUCCGCGUCUUCGGAUGCCUAUGCUACCCUAACACGGAGGCCACUGCGCCGAAUAAGCUUGCUGCUCGCUCUCUUCCUUGAGUCUUCAUUGGUUAUCCCCCGGAUCACAAAGGUUAC
This is a messenger RNA of Triticum aestivum (bread wheat), 2338 nucleotides long. RefSeq names its product leucine-rich repeat extensin-like protein 5. The transcript is spliced from 2 exons. NCBI's taxonomy places the organism in Eukaryota, Viridiplantae, Streptophyta, Magnoliopsida, Poales, Poaceae. The record is from RefSeq and is a predicted model, not a curated record. Bases 1106 to 1483 code for a protein of 125 amino acids.